Messenger RNA from Passer montanus (Eurasian tree sparrow), 2760 nucleotides. Its product is annotated as arf-GAP with coiled-coil, ANK repeat and PH domain-containing protein 3-like. The transcript is spliced from 3 exons. The record is from RefSeq and is a predicted model, not a curated record. The annotation marks the transcript as partial. NCBI's taxonomy places the organism in Eukaryota, Metazoa, Chordata, Aves, Passeriformes, Passeridae. Gene Ontology annotation, molecular function: protein binding; GTPase activator activity.
CUGAACUGCGUGGAAAUUCCCAUUUUUUACCCCAUUUUCCCCCUUUCCCAGGGCUCCCUGCUCGCCUGUGAGUUCCUGCUGCAGAACGGGGCCGACGUCAACCAGCGGGACGCGCGGGGCCGGGCGCCGCUGCACCACGCCACCUACCUGGGGCACACCGGGCAGGUGUGCCUGUUCCUGAAGCGCGGGGCCUCCCAGCACUCGCCCGACGCGGACGGGCAGGACCCGCUGAGCAUCGCGGUGAGCGCGGCCAACGCCGACAUCGUCACCCUGCUGCGCCUGGCGCGGAUGAACGAGGAGAUGCGGGAGGCAGAGGGGCCCCUGGGCCAGCCCGGCCAGUACCCCAGCAACAGCCCCACGGAGCUGCAGUACAGGAAAUGCAUCCAGGAGUUCAUCAGCCUCAACAUCGACGAGUGCUAGGGACAGCCCUGGGUGCCGGGGACAGCUCCGGUGCUGGGGACAGCUCCGGUGCUGGGGACAGCUCCAGUGCUGGGGACAGCCCCGAGUGCUGGGGACAGCUCCAGUGCCGGGGACAGCUCCAGUGCUGGGGACAGCUCCGGUGCUGGGGACAUUCCCGAGUGCUGGGGACAGCCCCGAGUGCCGGGGACAGCUCCAGUGCCGGGGACAGCUCCAGUGCUGGGGACAUUCCCCAGUGCCGGGGACAGCCCCGGGACAGCCCCGAGUGCCAGGGACAGCCCUGGGUGCUGGGGACAGCUCCAGUGCCGGGGGCAUUCCCGAGUGCCGGGGGCAUUCCCGAGUGCCGGGGACAGCCCCGAGUGCCGGGGACAGCUCCAGUGCUGGGGACAGCCCCGAGUGCCGGGGACAUUCCCCAGUGCCGGGGACAUUCCCCAGUGCCGGGGACAGCCCCCUGGGGACAGCCCCGGGCCGGCCCCGGCUCCCCGCGCAGCCCCACCCUCGGUGUUUCCCUGCUGGUUGUGAUGCCCGCACCCCUCAGGGGGGUUUUCCUUGUGGGGUUUGAGUUCUCAUGCUUGACUACUGGAUGGUUGGGUUUGUUUUUUUAUUUUUGGGGUUUUUUGGUUUUGAGUAGGAGCCUCCCCAGGGUGUGAUCGCGGGGGAGUGUGUGGGAGAUGAGCUUAGAGAUUGAAAAAAACAACAAAACAAAGAAAAAAAAAAAAGGAAAAAAAAUUGAAAAAGAGAAGAAAAGGAAAAACCUUCUGUGACCAGGAGAGAGCCGCCAACGCCAGGAGCAGACAAAGCUGUCCCUGAAGAGCUGCCUUGGAAUUCCGGCAGGGAUCGUGGCCUGGAGCUCUGCCCUGGGGGGACCCGAGGUGCCCUCCAGGCUGGUUUGGGGCAGGGAUGCUCCAGAGGCCCAGCAGGACCGGGCUCAGGACCAGGAUUGGGAUCAGGACCAGGACCGGGAUUGGGAUCUCUGGCUCCUCACCUUUGCUGCUCUCAGGACUGCACCAGCCACGCUCCCCUGGCUGCUGCCCUGGCUGCUGGGCUGCUCGAAGCCACAGCAGCCCUGCCUCCAUCCCACUGCAAUUCCCACAAGGAUUCCCAUCCCACUGGAUUCCCAGAAGAGUUCCCAUCCUGCUGGAUUCCCAGAAGAGUUCCCGUCCUGCAGGAAUUCCCAGAAGAGUUCCCAUCCUGCAGGAUUCCCAGAAGCAUUCCCAUCCCACUGGAAUUCUCAGGAUUCCCAUCCUGCAGGAUUCCCAGAAGGAAUCCCACUGGAAUUCCUGGAAGCAGCAGUGCUGAUCCGUCGCUGGCGAUGGGCUCGGGGCAGGGAGGAGAAGCAGCUCCAGCUCCAAUGUCACAGAAUCCCAGAUCCCAUGAACCCAGAUCCCAUUAUCCAUGAUCCCAGAUCCCAUUAUCCAUGAUCCCAGAUCCCAUUAUCCAUUAUCCAUGACCCCACAAUCCCCAGGCUGGAAGUCACCUUCAGGUCCAUGGAGUCCACGCCAGCCAAGCCCAGCACCACGAGCCAAACCCCAGUCCUGGCUGCUCCUGGCACAGUUAGGAUGGGCUUGGGAGCUGAUCCUGCUCCCAAACCCACCCCAAACCCCAGUCCUGGCUGCUCCUGGCACAGUUAGGAUGGGCUUGGGAGCUGAUCCUGCUCCCAAACCCACCCCAAACCCCAGUCCUGGCUGCUCCUGGCACAGUUAGGAUGGGGUUGCAAGUUAAUCCUGCUCCUAAACCCCAGUCCUGCAGCCCUGGCCCAGCUGGGCUGGGUUGGGACCCUGAAGCCCCCCGGUCCCUGUGGGACCCCCAGGCCCCCCCGGGCUCUGCAGGACCCCAAAUCCUGCCCAGCCCCCCUGGGCUCUGCAGGGAAUCCCCUCCCAGUGCUCCCAGUCCGCCCCUGGGGCAGCUCCUGGAGCUUCCCCUGCAGCCUGGACCUGCCACGUGCUGCAGAGCUCCUCACAGCUGAGAAAAAAGGAGAAUUUUCAGCAUUUGAGGAAAAAGGAGAAUGCUCACAGCUGAGAAAAAAGGAGAAUUUUCAGCAUUUGGAAGUGGAGGAAUUUUCACAUUUGAGAGCAAAGGAGAAUUUUCAGCAUUUGAGAAAAAAGGAGAAUUUUCACAUCUGAGAGUGGAAAAUUUUCACCAUUUGAGAAAAAAAGAAGAAUUUCUUCAUUCUUGAGAGUAAAGGAGAAUUUUCACCAUUUGAGAACAAAGGAGAAUUUCUUCACUCUUGAGAGCAAAGGAGAAUUUUCACAUUGGAGAGUGGAAGAUUUUCCCCAUUUGAGAAAAAGGAGAAUUUUUCAUAUUUGAGAGUGGAAGAUUUUCCCCAUUUGAGAAAAAAGGAGA